CGCGGGAGACACGAGCUGCUGCUGCUGUUAGCUCCGGUUUAGAUUUACCGCCAACAACAAAGAGGAUUUGCAAUGCCCUGUGAAAGGAAGCCGAUGCGCUACGGUCACUCUGAGGGUCACACUGAUGUCUGCUUCGACGAGCACGGCAAGUUUAUUGUUACGUGCGGAAGUGACGGAGACGUGCGAAUCUGGGAAAGUUUGGAUGACGACGAUCCCAAAUCCAUCAGCGUCGGAGAGAAGGUUCAUUCUCUAGCUCUGAGAGGAGAGAAGCUGGUGACCGCGGUGUCCAACAACACUGUUCAGAUCCACACGUUUCCUGACGGAGAUCCUGAUGGGAUCCUCACUCGCUUCACCACCAACGCCAACCACGUCGCCUUCAACUUCAGCGGCACCAGAGUUGCUGCCGGGUCGAGUGACUUCAUGAUAAAGGUGAUCGAAGUGGCGGACAGCAGUCAGCAGAAGACUCUGCGUGGACAUGAUGCCCCUGUUCUCAGUGUAACCUUUGACCCCACUGAUCAGUUCCUUGCCUCGUCAAGCUGCGAUGGUUCAGUGGCGGUGUGGUCUAUAGAAGAACAGACUCAAGUAGUGAGCUGGAAGGUGCUGCAGAGGUCGAGUGAUAUCAGCAAUGCCAAGUCUCUGUGCAGACUAGCAUGGCAGCCACAUUCAGGAAAGCUGCUGGCAGUUCCAGUGGACACGACAGUACAGCUGUACGAGCGCGACUCCUGGACUCACGUCGGUACUCUGUCUGAUGACCUGCUCACCCAGGCCGUCAACGUGGUGGUCUGGUCUCCGUGCGGACGGUUCCUGGCAGCGGGAGCGGUCGGGGGACUCCUCUCGGUCUGGGAUGUUGAAGCCAAGCUGUGCAUCGAGAGACAAAAGCAUGAAAAAGGCUACACGGUGUGUGGCAUGGCUUGGCAUCCAUCCGGGGCACAGAUCGCUUAUACAGACACCGAGGGCUGCCUGAGUCUGCUGGAUGAAGUGUGUGCAGCCUCCUCUACUAAGUCCACGCCCAGCACCAAGAACACCAAGGAUGCCGCGAGUAAGAACCGGGACGGCUAUGACGACCUCUUCGAUGAAGACGACGAUGGUGGCUUGCUGGAUGAAUGUGUAUCGGCAGACGGAGAGGACGAGGACGAUCUCAUGCCAGCUACCGGCAAACCACGCAACAGGCUGAACGUCCUGGACGAUGAUGAGAACUCCCGGGACACGGCUUCGGUGAGGGCGGAUCAUUUGGCCGAGGACGACGCCCAGAGCGACGUCGCGCGCCCCUCCGCGCCGGCCGCCGCGCCUCGUCCGGUCUACGAGGGUCCCGUGCCCACCGCGCCCCAGAGAGCCUUCCAGUCGGGUUCCACCCCCACCCACCUAAUGCACCGUUUCAUGGUUUGGAACUCGGUGGGUAUCGUGCGCAGUUAUAACGACGAGCAGGACAACGCGAUCGACGUGGAGUUCCAUGACUCCGCCGUCCAUCAUGCCAUGCACCUCUCUAACACGCUGGAGCACGGCAUGGCCGAUCUCUCCCAGGAGGCCGUUCUGCUGGCCGGCGAGGGCACGGACGAACUCGCCAGUAAGCUGCAGUGCCUGCACUUCUCGUCGUGGGACACCAGUAAGGAGUGGAUGGUGGACCUGCCCAAGGGCGAGGACGUCCGGGCGCUGUGCCUCGGUCGGGGCUGGGCGGCGGCGGGUACCAGUGCCAUGCUGGUGCGCCUCUUCUCUAUCGGCGGAGUGCAGAGAGAGGUUUUCAGCCUGCCGGGACCCGUCGUGUGUAUGGCCGGACACGGCGAGCAGCUGCUCGUAGCGUAUCACAGAGGUACUGGCUUUGACGGAGAUCAGGCCCUGGGGGUGCAGCUGCUGCAGCUGGGGCGCAGGAGGAAGCAGAUCGUCCGCGGUGAGCCGCUCCCCCUGUCCCGCAGAUCCCACCUGACGUGGCUGGGCUUCAGUGCCGAGGGGACGCCGAGCUGCGCGGACUCGCAGGGCACGGUGCGCAUGCUGAAUCGCUCGCUGGGAAACACGUGGACCCCCGUGUGCGACACCAGUGAGAGCUGCAAGAGCAAGUCCGAUCGUUACUGGGUGGUCGGGAUCCACGAGGACCCGCAGCAGCUCAGAUGUAUCCCCUGCAAAGGAUCCGUUUUCCCCCCGACCCUCCCUCGCCCGGCUGUAGCCGUCCUGCCCUUCAAACUGCCCUUCUGCCAGACCAGCACGGAGAAAGGACAGAUGGAGGAGCAGUACUGGCGCUCUGUGAUCUUCCAUAACCACUUUAACUUCCUCUCCUCGAGCGGAUACGAGGUCGACGAGGAGAAUCGGAGGCAGCAGGAGAAGGAGCAGCAGGAGCUCCUGAUGAAGAUGUUCGCAUUAUCCUGCAAGCUGGAGCGCGAGUUCCGGUGCGUGGAGCUGGCGGAGAUGAUGACGCAGAGCGUGGUCGCCCUGGCCAUCCGCUACGCCUCGCGCUCCGGGCGCAUGCUUCUGGCCCAGCGGCUGAACGAGCUGGCGCUAGAGAAGGCCGGCGAGACGCGGGAAGACGCCGAGCCCGAGGAGGAUCCGUCCUAUCGCACGCCAGCGCAAGACACCGGGUUCAGGCAAGCCAGCAGAGCUCAGAGACACUCGAGCAGCAGAGCAGCGCAGGAUGACGAGGAGGAGGAGGAGGAUGCAGGAGAGGAAGAGGACGCACUGGAAGAACCGAUGGAAGCAGAUGAAGAAGCAGAAAGCAAAAAGCCACGUUUAAACCCGUUCAGUAAAGGCACAAAAUCACCUGAGAAACCUUCACCUAAACCAGUCAGUAAAGACGGGCGAGUGAACCCCUUUAAGGUGAGCGGACCGGUCAAGCAGGCGGCUUCUCCCUCACUGCAGCCCAGAUCGGUUAACGUUCUGGACACCAUGACGGCAUCCAACAGAAAACUCUCGGCUCCGGCUAAAGCUCCGGUACUGAAACCUCUGGCACCGAAACCGCGCUCCAAGGCUCAGGCCACUCUGCUGCAGAUGAGCGCUAAGAAAGGAGCGGCUAAGAAACGGGAGGAGAGAGAGGCUGAGAAAGCUGAGAAACCGGCCGCUGGGGACGGCGUGGAGAACACCAGACCCAAGACUGGUUUCCAGAUGUGGAUGGAGGAGAACAGGAAGGGCAUUCUCGCUGACCAUCCUGACCUGGAGGAGACCGAGAUCAUCAAAGAGGCCAUGAGCCGCUUCCGUACCCUCUCGGCCGAGGAGAGACUGACGUGGACGGAGAGAGCGAAGGGCUCGAGCGGAGACGCCGCCGACCCCAAGAAGCGGAAACGGGACGACGGCGAGGACGACGGCGGGCGGGACGAGACGGACGAGAGCAGCGCUAAAAAGAAAAAAGCUCCGGGCGCGUCGGCUAAGCUCUCGGCUUUCGCCUUCAACAAGAGUUAAACCCGCCGAUUAGAGCGAUUAUUAUUAUUAUUAUUAUUGUUUUGAAUUCUGUACGUGCUCGUUAUCAUGUAGAUCCUGUUUGUGUGAGAUUCCUGUGUGCCUGGCGCAGGUCGGUUUGUUGAGAGCGUGUGUGGUGGAGGAGACGCGCUCCUGGAAAUGUUCAGAUCUGUAAUUUGUGAUGGAUUUUUGUAGAUAUUUUUGUGAACUGUUAUUAUGUGUGAUGUAUGUGAAACUAAAAACGAAUAAAAUACCACGUUUUACCUUUUAUUAA
Molecule: messenger RNA, 3652 nt
Organism: Trichomycterus rosablanca
Lineage: Eukaryota; Metazoa; Chordata; Actinopteri; Siluriformes; Trichomycteridae
Gene: wdhd1
Product: WD repeat and HMG-box DNA binding protein 1
Exons: 26
Coding region: 73-3381 (1102 amino acids)
Biological process (GO): mitotic cell cycle; DNA repair; DNA-templated DNA replication
Cellular component (GO): nuclear replication fork
Molecular function (GO): chromatin binding; protein binding
Source: RefSeq, a predicted model, not a curated record